Molecule: messenger RNA, 1392 nt
Organism: Solanum verrucosum
Lineage: Eukaryota; Viridiplantae; Streptophyta; Magnoliopsida; Solanales; Solanaceae
Product: receptor kinase-like protein Xa21
Exons: 1
Coding region: 1-1392 (463 amino acids)
Biological process (GO): protein phosphorylation
Molecular function (GO): ATP binding; protein kinase activity; protein binding
Source: RefSeq, a predicted model, not a curated record
AUGAGAAAGUUAUCUACUUUGGAGUUGGAUGACAAUGACUUAACUGGAAUUAUCCCGACAACGAUAAGUUCUUUGAAAAACCUUCAACGGCUUUCACUUGGUGCAAACAGAAUAAGUGGUCCUUUCCAAAUUGUUUUAUGUGAGCUACCCAACUUGGGCAUGCUAAACCUUUCACAAAAUCAAAUGUGGGGAAAUAUUCCUAGUUGCUUAGGGGAUGUGACUUCUCUAAGGGAGAUUUAUCUUGAUUCCAAUAACUUCUCUGCUAGCAUACCUUCAAGUCUAUGGAACCUCAAAGACAUUUUAAAGCUGAACUUGUCUUCUAAUUUCUUCAAUGGUUCUCUUCCACUAGAAGUUGGAAGCCUCAAGGCUGUAACACUUUUGGAUCUUUCCAGAAACCACAUCUCAGGCAACAUUCCAAGCACAUUGGGAGGUCUACAGAAAUUGACUCAACUAUCUUUGGCUCAUAACAGAAUUGAAGGAUCUAUUCCUGACACAUUUGGGGAACUCAUAAAUUUGGAAGCGAUGGAUAUCUCAUAUAACAAAAUGUCUGGUGUGAUUCCAAAGUCAUUAGAAGAACUUAAGCAACUACGCUCCCUUAAUGUCUCAUUCAACAGGUUACACGGAGAAAUUCCGAGUGGAGGACCUUUAGUUAAUCUCACUUACCAAUCUUUCAUGUCGAAUGAAGGAUUGUGUGGUAACUCUCAAGAGCAUUUCCCAGCUUGUCCUUCUAAUUCAAAGAAUCAUUCUAAGUCAAAGAAAAGAAUAAUGAUAUGGAUUGUAGUUGCCUUUUCAGUUAUCUCUGUGAUAGUGCUAACUUCAGCAAUAGCUUUCGUGUUGAUGAGACAUCGGGGCACAACAGUCAACGCAGAAGACGAGGGGUUGGCUGAGGUAGCACCACCAAGAAUAUCUUACUAUGAACUUCAAAGAGCAACUCAGGGCUUUGAUGAAAUUAACUUGCUAGGUAGUGGAAGUUUCGGUUCUGUUUACAAAGGGACAUUGGCAGAUGGGAUGAUUGUAGCUGUUAAAGUUUUCGAUGUGCAGAUGGAAGGUACAUUUCAAACCUUUGAUAGAGAAUGUGAAAUCUUGCGGAAUCUUCGUCACAGAAAUCUCACAAAGAUCAUUAGCAGCUGUAGUAACUUGGAUUUUAAGGCAUUGAUACUUGAGUACAUGCCAAAUGAGAGCUUAGACAAGUUUCUAUAUUCUAGAGAUUUCUGUUCAAGUAUGAUGCAAAGAUUGAAUAUCAUGGUUGAUAUUGCAUCUGCUCUGGAAUAUCUCCAUCAUGGUUACUCAGUACCAGUUAUUCAUUGUGAUCUGAAGCCUAGCAACGUAUUACUUGACAACAACAUGGUGGGACACCUGACUGACUUUGGCAUUGCGAAACUUUUAACCUAA